AUGAAAGCUAUGAAAAAAAUGGAUGGUCCGAGAAAAGAUCGUAAACAAUUAUCGUGGGCUUAUCGAAAUAAAAAAAAACAAGGAAAAGUUGUUAAAAAAGAAUCAAAUAACAAUGAUAAUGUUCAAGUACAGAAUAAAAAAGCCCGGAUAAUUGUUAGAAAUUUAUCAUUCAAGGUUACAGAGGAUGACAUUAGAAAAUUUUAUUCGCCCUUUGGAGAAAUUGAACAAAUAGAUUUAUUAAGAAAACCUGACGGUAAACUUGUAGGGUGUGGUUUUAUCCAAUUUAAAAGGCUAGAAGAUGCAUCGAAAGCUAUUUUUAAAACGAAUAAAAAAGAAUUCCUUGGAAGACCAAUAACCAGUACGUGGGCUAUUGCAAAGUCUAAAUUCGUUGAGAAACUUCAACAAAAUGAAAAAGAUCAAGAAACUCCCAGAACUACAGAAGAACCAAGUGCAGAUAAUGAUGAUUUCAUUAAAUUGGAUGAUUCUGAUAAAAGUAAAUCGAGUUUUAAAAAACCGAUAAAAGUUAAAAAGAAAUUAACGUCUGAAGAAAGAAAAGAAUUAAAAUUAAAACAAAGAAAAAAACGAUCUAGAAUCGUAGUGAGAAAUUUAUCAUUUAAAGCUGAUGAAAAUACCAUUAAAGAGCAUUUUCAACAAUAUGGUACCAUUGAGGAAAUCAACAUGUUAAAAAAAGAUGAGAAAUUUACUGGUUGUGCUUUCAUACAAUUUGAUCAUGUUCAAAGUGCUAGAAAAGCUGUUUUUCACGCUAAUAUGAAACCCAUUUGCGAUAGGCCAAACGUUCCGUUUUCCGUGAAAAAUGAUGAAUUACGAAAGUGUAUGGAACAGUUUGGUCCAGUCUAUUAUGCACUAGUUUGUAUAGAUUCUUUGACAGAACAUUCUAAAGGCACGGCAUUCGUCAAAUUUGUCAAUGCUGAAGAUGCAGAAAAAUGCUUAUCAGCUGGCACAGAGUUACGUUUACACAAUCAAGUACUUGAUCCUCACCGAGCUUUAGAUCGAAAUGAGCUUGCCAACGGAAAUUCAUCGAAAUCUCGAAAAAUUAAAGAUUCGAGAAAUUUAUAUUUAGUAAAAGAAGGUGUUAUUAUGGCUGGUAGUCCAGCAGCACAGGGUGUUUCUGCAGCAGAUAUGAAAAAACGUUUAGAAUUAGAGCAAUGGAAAUCUCAAAUGCUUCGUAAUUUAACUAUGUUUGUAUCAAGAGUAAGAUUAAUUGUGCACAACUUACCUCCAAAUCUCGAAGAUUCAACUCUCAAGACAAUAUUUCUAAAACAUGCUGGACCUAAAGCAUUUAUAACUGAAGCGAGAAUAAUGCGUCAUCUUAAUAACAAAAACAGCGAAAUGAAUGGAACGUCAAAAGGAUUUGCAUUUGUAGCUUUUACAAAACAUGAAGAUGCUUUAAGAGCACUUCGGAUGAUUAAUAAUAAUCCAAACAUAUUUUCUAAAUCAAAGAGACCUAUUGUUGCUUUUUCAAUUGAAAGUAAAGCAAUUCUUAAUGCAAAAGAACGUCGAAUUAAAAGUAGCCGGGAAAAAAAUCCUUUAUGGAAAGACAACAAACGAGAUUAUUAUGAUAAAUCUUCUGAUCCUCCAGUUAAACGUUUAAAAAAUAACAAUGAGGAAAAGUUUGAGGAUGAGGAUGCACAGAAAUUUUCGGGCAUUAAUAGUAAACCUGGAGCACCUUUAAAAUUACGGGCUAAAUUUAAAUUGAAAGAACAAGCUCUUCGUCACCGCGAACAAUUGAAGACGGAGAAGAAAAACGCAAAAUCGAAACGACGAAUUAAAGAAAUCAAAACAAGUGAAUCCUUAUCUCGCAAAGAAAUAAAGCCUAAAGUAGGACAGAAGAAACCAACUAUCGAUGAAGCCAAUUUAAGUAAACUUAUCAAUAAUUAUAAAGAUAAAUUGACAUCGAUACCACAAAAUAAAUCGAAGUGGUAUGAUUCGUAA
Cotesia congregata is the source of this 1953-nucleotide messenger RNA. The record is from the annotation of a GenBank genome assembly. NCBI's taxonomy places the organism in Eukaryota, Metazoa, Arthropoda, Insecta, Hymenoptera, Braconidae.